Molecule: messenger RNA, 4582 nt
Organism: Spirometra erinaceieuropaei
Lineage: Eukaryota; Metazoa; Platyhelminthes; Cestoda; Diphyllobothriidea; Diphyllobothriidae
Source: the annotation of a GenBank genome assembly
AUGAGAACUGCCGUUGCCACCGCAGGAGCGUUGCUCUUUCUCUGUUUAUGCUGUCAGGCGAAAGUCGUUCUCGUCUCUCUGGAUGGAUUCCGACACGACUACAUAGAAAUGGCCAAGGCAAAAGGCCGCAAUGUCAGCGCCUUCGAAGAGAUCGCCAGGGACGGUUUCAGAGCUGAGGUCCAAAACGUCUUCAUCACCAUCACUUUCCCUACACACUAUUCCAUCGCCACGGGCCGAUACGUCGAGAACCAUGGUCUCUACAAUAACCAGUACAGAGACCCAAAAUUCAAGGAGUCCUUCUCCUACAGGAAUGCCACACAGCAAAUGGAUCCAAAAUGGCUGGAGUACAACAACAACGAGCCCAUCUGGCUCACGAAUCAGAGGCAUGGCAGUCGCAGCUGCGUGUUCUACUGGCCCGGAAGCAAUCAACCCUACAAGGGCAAGUACCCCUUCGCAACCAGUGGUCUUUACAGCGACCAUCCAACAUUCCAGUAUCGUGUCGAUCGUCUGAUGGACUGGAUGACACAGGACGAGUUCACAUUUUGUGCUCUUUACUUCAACGAACCAGAUCAUUCCGGUCAUGCUCAUGGGCCAAACUCAACAGAGGUUCUGGAUGCAAUUGAGUUGGUCAAUGAUGGAAUCGCAUACCUGCUGCAAAAAAUCAAAUCGCAUCCCAAACUUAACGGCAAGGUAGAUCUGAUCGUCACGGCUGAUCAUGGAAUGACUUAUAUACCGCUGGAAAACAGAAUCAAUCUUUAUGAGGCUGUAACUUCAGACCGUUAUAGAGGCAACAUCUCGCCGCCUGUUGUCGGCAUGUGGCCAAGAGGGAGUAAGUUGCUCUUGAUGCGAUUUUUGCACUUAGCAGCAUAGUUCUGUUUAGGAAAUCCAUUUAAUAUUUUCAAUGCUUUUCUAAAAAAUAGUAUUCGGCUAGAGGACGUUGACACCGUGAUAUGCGGUCCUCUGAACUUUCAGAUAACACGGCCAAAUCCAUCUACCAGGAUCUGAUGGCGAAAAAUUUGUCGCACCUAACGGUUUAUCGGAAGGAAACUAUUCCAGAAAAGUACCAUUAUGGAAGGAGCUAUCGAAUGCCGGAUAUCUUGGUGGUCGCAGAUCCUGGUUAUCUAAUAAAGGUCAAGGAAGAUUAUUUCACAGAUAAUCGUAAGUACAUUCUUCUACUUCAUUCGCUGCUACUUCUGUGGAAGUACACUAUAAAAUAUUCGAGUGCAAUGUAUUACCCGUAUAUUUUAGUAAAUAGAAACAUGAGAUGUGCGUCGAAAUAGACAUCUUUUGGCAUCUGCAUUAACUAUAGCCCCAGUCAAUUUUUGACUGUGCCAAUUCGAAAGACGCAUUUUUUCCAGUUCUCAGUAAGCCAUUUCUGGUUGCUUGUCGCAGAUACAGGCAGUAAGAGUAUUUAACCUCCACCUAGUUCGAUCUUUUUGAAAUAGAGUGUCUUCCUGGAAGCUGAUUUAUAUUGUCUGCAGUUAGUUAAUUCUUAGAUGGAAAUUAAAAUAGCAAGUAGCUAAGACUAAUAGACGGAUUCAUUCGCAUUGACAUGUUGUAGUGGGGAGUGGCAGUCGUUUAUUACUGCAUCUGUAUUCCACAUCUCAUGGGAGAACUAGUCAUAUUCAUUUGUCUCUCCAAAGGGACGGCCAAAAGAAAAUUUCAAUGCACAUUCCAAGAAAAGCGAGAUGUAAUUUUAUAAACCCUGGAUGGGUUUUGAUUAAAUAGAUUUUGAAAGAAUAUUUGUCACGGUAAUCUAAAAGAACAAACAAAAACAAAAAAUAAGUCGCCAUUCGAAAGAAGCAAACACGCAGACGAAGUAAGCUCAUCCUCAUGCAUUUGCAAAUUUUAGCUCCACUUGGAAUGCAUGGCUAUGAUAAUUCCUUCCGCGAAAUGCAUCCAUUCCUUGUCGCUUCUGGACCGGGCAUCAAACAUAUGAGCGAAAUUCAGGCAUUCCAUCAGGUUGACAUCUAUCCCCUCAUUUGCAGUCUUCUGGGCCUGCAGAGACCAAACGUCAUCGACGGACGCAUCGACCGCGUACUUCCAUUCAUGAACAAUCCACCCUCUGAGGAAUUUGUCCAGACCUUCAAGAAAUACGCCAAUGGAAUACUUUCCAAUUUGUGAACCACCAGCUAUUUCCGAUUUUAACAGAAAUUCACUAACGCAUCCGUGUAAGGCGCUUCCAGCCGGCGUAAAAGGAAAUCUAGUUUUACUAUUUACAAGCGACUUCCAGAAUUUCUCAUUUCUCCUCACCUAACAAGCAUUUCAUAUGAACCGCAAUAAAAUACUAUGUUGCUUUAAAUUUUUAAGUUACUCAUCCUCGCUAUUUACUUGGGCAAUGCUCCUAAAAUAAUAGGAAAGCAUGCCUUCUAACUUCCUUUACGUGGCCGCCGGAGAUUUCAAUCUUUUCAGAACUCCAGUCAAGAAAGCACUAAGUACAGUAAUUUAUCGAGUGGGAUGACAUGGUUGACGUCGCACAUUUUUGGUUCGCAAAUAAUGACCGUAACGUGAAUGCCAAGACUCCCACAAAGGACUAGCAGAAAAAUGAAAAACGAGGGUAUGUUCCAUCCACAUCAGAUUCAGUCUAUGAACUCCCUCUUCACCAUGGCGUGUAGAGCACGUUGUAGAUUCAAACCACGCGCAUGCAGCAAGUGUGCUAUCUCAGGAAAUGUUCACCGAAGUUCUAAAAUGCGUUUUCGUUUCGAAAAGACUACUCCAACAGGGUUCUGGAAUUAAUCACCAUGCAGCAAGCUUCUAUAAUAAUUCAGUUGUCGUAGGAUGCCGGUUUUCGAAAGAACCUCUUUCCGGCCACAUGCAAAAACCACAGUCCGUAUAAAAAUGACUACUCCAGUAGCAAGAAGUUCUCUCAUUAAUUUUCGAUGCCCUUAAGGAUUCAAUUAUACUUCGUAGGAAACAUGCAUAAGGAUAUUCAUUUUUUGCUCAUUAGGUAGAAAAUGGCGUCCUACUCCUAUUUUAUACUAGAAAUAAGGGUAUAAUUUGGUUUUAACAACGUUCCUAACUAUGAGAUUUUUAUAUCUUUACUUAUACAGCAGGUGGGCUUACUCAUGAAAUGUCAACCGAAAUUUGGAAAUGCUUUCUCGUUUCGAAAAGAUUAAUUAAAUAGGGUUGUAAAACUGAUAAUCAUACAGCAUACUUCUAUAAUUAACCGGUUACCUCAGGGUAUCGGCUUUCGAACGAACUUAUUCCUGACUGCAUGCAUGACCUCUAUUCUGCAGAAAAUGACUACUUAAGUAGCAUGCAAUUUUAACAUCGUUCAAAGAUUGACUAACCAUAUACAACUUUCUGCACCCUUCCUCUUUUGCCUAUCCUGUAUUUUAAAAAAACGAACUCUUAUUGAUCUUGUUCACUCACUGCUCCCCAUCCCAUAUAACUGCAAUGGACUGACCAGAAGUUAGCGAAAGCAACGUUGGCUGGUCACCAUUUUAUUUUAAAUGUGUCUUCUCAUCGUUUAUAAUUCAGAUGCCAGCCAGCUUUGUGAGGGACGGGAAAGCUCUGCAUCCCGCCUCUCUGCACUUCUCACAUCCCCCUCCCCUCAUCGACCUUACCGCGGUGAAGUAGGCAGCCGCAGACUAACUCGAGUCGCUCUUCAAUUGAGCAAAAUGUGUGGCCCAUAGUGGAGUUCGGGAGCCGCCUGGGACAACUGAACAGCCCUAUUUAAAGAGAGCACUGCUCAUCCUCGCAAAGGAGGAUGGAUUAGAAAACGUGCCUUGAACAAAUGUUGGGUUACAAAGCCGUCUGCGGCAGACACAAAAGCCACGGUCGAAACAACCAAACAGAAAAGACACUCUCUCUGGAUGGCUGACGACGGCUAACAUGCCAGAAAUAGCCAUUCCAGUCUCCCUUCUCUUUGUCGGUAAUGCCAUUCUUCCUAUAUCAUGCGCCGCUGUGCGGCUGCUGGUUGGGCUCGACAGAGAGCCCAUAAGGCACAACGGAACGAGUGAAUUCCGUAAUAACUAUCGGUGAGCGCCCACUACCAUUGUAUAUUCCCGAUCGAAACCGACAAGGCAACGGGCUCGUGGCCCAGUGGAUAGAGGCGUUCACUUCUAAAUAACAGGUGGCGAGUUUGAGCCUCGGGUGUUCCACACUUCGAGGUUGGGUAUGGCUGGCUGACGACCGCUAAUCGGUCAGAAAUGGCCAUUCCAGUCUCCCAUCUCUUUGUCGGUAAUGCCCUUCUGACACUCUCUCUCUUUUCCAUCCUUCUUCCCGCUGUCCCACUUGCUAGACCAGUACGAUGAGUCCGUUCACUCUUGAAGCCUGGAAUUUUCGUUCCAUUUGAGACAAUUCAAGGAGCAACCGACCGGAACGAAGGACUGCGCUAGUGGCACGGGAACUGGCGCGCUACAAGGUGGACAUCACCGCACUCAGCGAGACCCGGUUCUCCGAACAAGGCCAACUGGAGGAGGUGGGUGCCGGUUACACCUUCUUCUGGAGCGGUCGCCUCAGGACAAAGCGACAGGACUCAGGCGUCGCCUUUGCCAUCCGGAGUGACAUCGUGGGACGACUGCCCUGGUUGCCGCCGGAUAUCAACGAUCGCCUGAUGAGCCUCCGCCUGCCUCUCUAG